GGCAAAACCUAAGCAGCGGAAUUCGAUUCCUUUUGAUUAUACAUCUCUGCGUCUUAUCGCACAACUUCUUAGAGAGAUCUAAAAUAAAAGAGAAAGAAUUUCGAAAUCCUUCACAUCUAGAACAAACACAUUCCGUCACUGAAGCUGUAAAUCGAAACAGAGCCGAUUGUGAAAAAUCAGACAUAUGAGCUGAAAGUUUUUGUGUAAUUCUAAGAAAAUGGAUGAUCAUCGAGAUAGGAUCAGUCGGUUGCCAGAUGAUUUCCUCUUACAGAUAUUGUCAUGGCUUCCAACAAAAGAUGUAUGGGUGACGAGUCUCUUGUCGAAACGAUGGCGGAAUCUUUGGACAUUGGUCCCUAGGCUCAACUUUGACCUCAGGCAUCACGAUAACGCAUGCACAAAGUUCACAAAGUUUGUCGACAGGUCUCUGUUACUGCACAAGGCUCCAACUUUGGAGAGUUUGCAUAUCAAGAUCGGUUCGAAGUGUCCUAGAGCAGACGUAGAGACAGGGGUAUGGGUCAGAAUCGCCGUAGACCGCUCCGUGCGCGAGCUAGAUAUCAGCUAUUGUUCCGGCGAAGAGCCUAUAAGGAUGCCUAAGUGCUUGUUUGAUUGUAGAACGCUUGUGGUCCUGAAACUCCAAAACGCAAGCCUCGUUGAUGCGACUUCUUACGAUUGCUUUAGUGCCCUCAAGACUCUGCACCUUCUAGAUGUCAAGUACGUUGAUGAUCAGUCGCUUCCUAGUAUUUUAUCAUGCUGCACUACUCUCGAAGAUUUGGUUGUGCAAAGAUGCCCUGGAGACAAUGUCAAAAUCGUCAAUUUGACUGCUCCGUGCUUGAAAAACCUCUCUUUACAUAAAUCGUCGCAAGCUUUUGAAGGAGACGACGAUGGGUUCUUGAUAGAUGCCCCUAAGCUGAAGUGCCUAGACAUUGAAGACUAUUGGGGUGGGUUUUGUUACAUUGAGGAUAUGCCUGAGGUUGUGGAAGCGAAUGUCGAUGUUAUCUAUAAAAACACUGAGAAACUCAUGGGAUCCCUCACCUCGAUCAAGCGUCUUGCGCUAUGUCUCAUCACUUCAGAUGCUGCUUAUCCCGUUGGUACAGUCUUCUCUCAGCUUGUUCAUCUAGAACUAUGCACAUGUGCGCCACGGUGGUGGGAUUUACUUACUCGGCUUAUUGAAGAUUCGCCUAAUCUACGAGUUCUUAAACUCAGACAGAAACAUAUUAGACGUGCCCCUUGUCCCGGGAUUAGUUGGAAGCAACCUGUUUCUCUUCCGAAUGGUUUGCUAUUACUCCAUCUUGAGACCUUCAAGUGGGAACUGUACGAAGGAUCGGAAAACCAGAAAGAAGUGGCGAUAUUCGUCUUGAAACACGCUACUCGAUUGAAGAAAGCGAUCAUCUCUCCGAAGCCAACCAGUACUCUCCAAGAGAAACAUGAGAUGCUCAAGGAGUUGUCAUCCGCGCGGCGUGGUUCGAGUAUGUGCGAGCUCUUGUUCGACUGAAGAAAGAUAGAAAUAGAAGAAACGAACUUUAUUCUGUACUGAGGAAUGUUUUAUUACUUCAUUUUCAGUGAACAUCGUUUGUAGUAUUGUUGUCAUAUUUACCUGAAAGUAUUUGCUCUGCAUUUGGGUUUAUCCUCUCUUCUGUGUUCCAAUCUAUGCAGAACUGCAUUUGGGUUUAUCCUGUGUGUUACAGUCUACCCCUAGAAUCUUCAGUAAUAAACAAGAAGCUGUUAUCAUUUACAA
This is a messenger RNA of Thlaspi arvense, 1735 nucleotides long. The record is from the annotation of a GenBank genome assembly. NCBI's taxonomy places the organism in Eukaryota, Viridiplantae, Streptophyta, Magnoliopsida, Brassicales, Brassicaceae.